AGCAGGGUAACAACCACCGACCUGGGCGAGCUGUGGGAACUGAGGUCUCCUCGCUCCGAUCUCUUCAACCCUUCACGAUUCGUCGCAGGAUUAGGGUUCCGCUGCUUGGAUCUGGUCUCUUUAGGGCGGAAUUCGAGCAUCUCGAUCUGGUCGAUCGAUUGAGAUGGGGAUUCUGUUCACUCGCAUGUUCUCGUCCCUCUUCGGCAAUCGGGAGGCUCGGAUCCUCGUGCUCGGCCUCGACAAUGCCGGGAAAACCACCAUCCUCUAUCGGCUUCAGAUGGGGGAAGUGGUCUCGACCAUCCCAACGAUCGGGUUCAAUGUGGAGACCGUGCAGUACAAUAAUAUUAAGUUUCAAGUUUGGGAUCUCGGUGGGCAGACAAGCAUUCGACCAUACUGGCGGUGCUACUUUCCAAACACUCAAGCAGUAAUAUAUGUUGUUGAUUCCAGUGACACAGAUAGACUUGUAACUGCUAAGGAUGAAUUUCAUGCUAUCCUGGAGGAGGAGGAGCUGAAGGGUGCUGUUGUCCUCGUAUUUGCAAACAAGCAGGAUCUCCCUGGUGCACUUGAUGAUGCUGCAAUAACUGAAGCCUUAGAACUACAUAAGAUAAAAAGCCGUCAGUGGGCAAUUUUUAAAACCUCAGCAAUUAAAGGAGAAGGGCUUUUUGAGGGGCUGGAUUGGCUCAGUAACACGCUUAAGCCGGGUGGAAGCUAAGCUUUGGGACGAGCAUAACUGGGACCCAGGUUCGGGGACACAUGAACUACAACUCGAGGAAAGGAUUAAACGUGAGCUUUUUCUUUUCUUUCUUCUCACACAUUUGAUGCUAUAACAUGCCCAGUUUAAUCUCUCGUUGUCCUGAAGUUUGAUUAUUCAUAUCUACAUGUAGAGUAGUGGUUCAAUGACUGGAUCAUGAUUCUUUUAGGUUUUAUUAUUUUAAGCUGGAGGUGUAGGAUUUUCGUAAGAGAUGUGUCAACUUCUUCGUUCUUUAGUUUCCCCUUUCUUUA
Molecule: messenger RNA, 1002 nt
Organism: Musa acuminata subsp. malaccensis (wild Malaysian banana)
Lineage: Eukaryota; Viridiplantae; Streptophyta; Magnoliopsida; Zingiberales; Musaceae
Product: ADP-ribosylation factor 1
Biological process (GO): vesicle-mediated transport; intracellular protein transport
Cellular component (GO): Golgi apparatus; cytoplasm
Molecular function (GO): GTPase activity; GTP binding
Source: RefSeq, a predicted model, not a curated record